UGUAGGUCCUUUAUCUGUCUCUGCUUGCUGCUUCCCUUUCUAAUUGGCGUCCUCUGCCCUUUAGUCAAUACUUCACUAAGAUUUUCCAAGGAAAAAUGCUCUGAGAUUGGACCUUUUUAUUUUGCAAGAAGAGCAGCUAUUACAGAUGAUGCAUCCAUCGGUGCUAUUUCAGCCUGAGGUUCCGCCAUGCCAUAUGGACCUCCAGAUAAUGCACCUAACGGAGGCUCAUACUCUGAGAUGGACACCUGCUAAAGGCAUCAGCUAGAGGUAGAAACCCAGUUUACUGAUAGGCAUGGGAGACUGCUUUGUAAUAUGAUGAUUUUUUGAGAUAGCAGCUAUUCAUGAUUUGUAAGAUACUUUUCUUUUCCUUGAUUACAAUUUGUAAUUUUCAUAUGCUGAGCAAAAUAAGACAAUAUUUAUGUUCAUUUUACUGUUAUAUGCUGAAGCAGAGUGCAUCCAUCCGCUGACAUGUUUAUUGAACCUCACAGUCUCUUGAAGAACAAUGAUCUUGUUUCAUCCGGCUGGCAUGUACAACAAGUUCAACAGACAGACAAUAAUUUUUGUUGCUUCUUCAGUGAUUUAUAAGCUAUGUGUCUCUGACUCUUCCUUUUUCUUUCAGUAUACGAGUCUAACGCGUAUGUUUGGUGCAUAUUCGGACAUGGGUAUGGGAUUUGACCUUCAAAAGAAUCUUACGAACACAUGGAAAACUUAGAAAAAGAACAGAACAUAUACAUGUCCGACAUAUUCGUCUUUAGAGAUUUAAGGUUUGGCCAUAGGUUUGCAACUGAGAUAUAGGAAUGGACGAAUCUAUUCUUAAAGUGCCUUUUUUUUUGUGUAGCUGGGACUACCAUUGUCAUGUCACAAUUGCUAUAUUCAUAAUUUAUUCAAACAAAUAUAGUGCUAACUUGUUUUAUUGACUUUCUCUGAACUUAGGGCUGCCUACCUUUAUCCUUUUUUUCUCAUUAUAAAUUUUGCUUGGGAUCAGCUCUUAGUUUCAAGCAAAGUGCUGUUAUAUUUCUUGUACUUGGUUAGUUUUCCUAUAUCUACCAGGUGUUAUAUUUUGGGAAGAUCUUUCCAUGGAGUACUCUAGCUUUCCAUCUGCAUUUUCUACUUUGUUCGGCGAACUCCCAAAAGAAACGUGGUGUUGUUCAGAUCUUUACAACUGGGAAGGCUUCUGGUAUGCCAGUUCUCAUCUUCCUGCUGCCAUGGCUGCCAGGUUGAACUUCCAAGCAAAAGACACUGAUGUAUUUUUGACUUCUUCUAUGAAGACAGGCACCACAUGGCUCAAGGCUAUCAUCCCAACAAUAAUGAAUCCCAUCGGUUGCAUGAAUGAUGAUAACAAUGAUCCUUUGCUCAAACGUCAUCCUAAUGAGCUAAUGCCAUCUCUGGAAUUUCAGCUUUUCAAGGAAAAUCCCAACCCUGAUCUCUCAUAUAUGCCUUCUCCAAGACUAUUCCGAACCCAUGUCCCUUACCCUAUGUUACCCGAAUCUGUUAAAAACUCAACUUGCAAGAUCGUGUAUAUCACUCGACACCCUAAGGACACGUUUGUGUCAUUGUGGCACUUUUUGAACUCUUUGGUUACUACCCAUGGAAAUGAUCCAUGGCCAAUGAAUGAAGCUUUUGACAGCUUUUGCAGAGGGGUUCAUGCCUUUGGACCAUUCCAUGACCAUGUUUUAAGUUAUUGGAAAGAAAGUAUAAAGAGGCCUGAGAAGAUACUUUUCUUGAGAUAUGAAGACAUGAAGAAGGACCCAAAGGUGGAAUCGAGGAGGAUGGCUUGUUUCCUUGGAAGGCCUUUUGAGAAGGAAGAAGAGGUAGAAAGUGUUGUGGAAUGCAGCCUGGAAAGGCUUAAAAACCUGGAAGUGAAUAAACAUGGAGCUGAUCCUUGGUUAGGCUUUGAGUACAAGUUUUAUUUCAGGCGUGGCAGUGUUGGGGAUUGGAAGAACAACAUGAGUAAUGAGAUGAAAGAAAAGUUGGACCACAUUACUGCUAUGAAAUUUGAGGGUUCUGGUCUGGGUUUUGGAAAUUGAUUAAGUUCACUAGUUUUGGAAUUGGUGGUUCUGUUUUCAGUUUCUGAAUAUGAUAUACUCUUAGAUACCAUUUGCUUUAUGUUUACGUUUACGAGGAAUGCUUACCAUGUAGUGGUGAUAAUUCCUGUUUUUAAUUUAGAGAACAUCAUUCCAUUCAA
Molecule: messenger RNA, 2185 nt
Organism: Gossypium raimondii (Peruvian cotton)
Lineage: Eukaryota; Viridiplantae; Streptophyta; Magnoliopsida; Malvales; Malvaceae
Product: cytosolic sulfotransferase 12
Biological process (GO): sulfation
Cellular component (GO): cytoplasm
Molecular function (GO): sulfotransferase activity
Source: RefSeq, a predicted model, not a curated record